AUGAAACGCAGCUUACUUCUGUUCCUCUUAUCCCUGAAAUUCUGUCAAACUCAAUAUGUCACUCCGCAAUACGCUGAAAUCAGAGGUACUGUAAGCAUUUUCAUCCAUUUUCUGUACACUUCUCAGUCCUGUUAUAUUAUUCUGAGCUUUCUCUUACCCAAAUGAACGUGUUCAGCUGUGUCCGCCAUGUGCAGCAGUGAUGGGAUUACUGCUUCGAUCGACUUCGACAAGCCGUUCACUGGCAAGAUCUACUCGCUCAACUAUGCGGCCGUAAAUGACUGUCUCUACUACAACAACAUCGACAGAGACACCGUUCUCUUCUCAAUUCCAGCUCACAUUUGUGGGACCAAGUUACAAAGAACGACAAGAAAUGUAAGUGUUGACCUCAAGAUUCUCGAACAAAGACGUCGUCGCACUACUACUGGCAACCGCCAAUUAUUUGGAGCGAUGAGUUUGCAUCGCGCACAAAUUAUUGGUGAAAGUAGGACAGUGACAUAAUAGGGAGUGUGGGUUUCACUUUUUGAUCGUUCCUUUCUUUUCUCCUUUUAUAAUUUCGACUUCAGAUGAUCGAUCAGAUGGAGAAUAGAGUCUAUGUGCAGAUGGACAAGGACACGCAGACGUCUGCCGAUAAACAAUUCUCAUUCGUGUGCAGGCUAACCGACCCGCUUAAAGGGUGAGCGAAUAAUGAGAAAGCAGAAGGAAAUAAGUGAAUUCAGGGUGGCGAAAGACAAUGGAGAGGCCACGAAGGAUUCGUACCAGCAGGAACCGAUCCGGCCGGUGGCAAGCAGUGUGAGCACCAAAAUGCACUCGAGCCUCAUGCCCAUCAAACCGGUAGAACGUGUUUUAUUGUAAUUUCAGAAUCACCCAGAUGCUCUUUUCAGUCAGAAGUGCGUCAAGUGUCCGCAUUCUCUCGUGACUCCCAUCUCGGCAACUGGCCUAUUCCUGGAGCAAAGCCCUACGAACCUUCGAUGAAGCCAGUUUCCACUUAUCCAAUGUCUCCAAUCUCUCCAGAAAUAUCCAGUGCCACUCAUUCCAAAGAUGUCACCGAAGGCUACGUGACCCGUCCGAUCUCCUCAGUUGGGCUGACUCCGCUUCCCGCGCCCCUCUUCCCCAACAUCCCACCGCCCCCUCCAAUUCAGAGAUCUCCUCCAGCUGUGGCUCGAGUCUUCACCACUUCCACUCCUACUCCGAUCUUCUUCACUUUUCCCACUUCCACAACUCCUCCGCUUCCUUUCCCGAUCAUUCCGAAUGUGCAUUUCAAACAAGGCGUCGGAGUUCCAUUUGCCCCGGUCACUGCGCCUUCCACCAAAGUGGAUGCCUCCAAAUGGAACGACCCGAAUGCCUAUGCGACUGCUCCAACUAUCACGAACAGUUUCGACUCAACCACUCCGAAGCCAGAAGAGAAAUCGUAUCGGGAACAACCGCCAACCGCCGAUGCUCCAUUCUCAUCCGAUCAUUUCAAUAACAACAAUAAUGAGAUUGUAGAGCCGACCAAGACUGCAGAAUCGGAAGUAAGAAGACCGCAGGCGGAUGAUCCGAAUCGACACACAGUCACUUCUGUGCUCAAAACGACCCAAGAGCAGCAGAUUGAGCCGGAAGUGACACUUGAAAUCCAAAGGGGAGAAGGUCAGUGACAUCCGGAAAAGGUAUUCAAUUGAAAUGUUCUAUAGGCCCAUUUGCACCGCCCGUCACAACUCCCAUCAAGAUUGGGGACAAUAUUUCGCUUGUUGUUAAAGCGAAGAGUUAUUUGAAUGGUGAGCAGUGAGCAUCAGUCACAUUCAAUACGAAUCUCAUUCAGACACUGAUCAGUUCGAUAUGUUCGUCCAUUCGUGCUUCGCAACGGACGGUAAGGGGACAACGAAAGUGCAAAUGAUAGACGAGAACGGGUGAGUGACUGCUUCGUUCCCAUCCGAAUCCUUUUUCAUUCUUUCUUUCAGCUGCGUCAUCCGUCGGGAGUUCGCAUCCCCUCUGCACAGGGCCAAAGACGCCGAGCAAAUUAUGUUCUACUAUGUCAUGAUCAAAGCGUUCAAGUUUCCGGGGCCAGACGACGUCUACUUCUCCUGCACAAUCGAGUUCACUCCCAUGACGAAAGCCCCGAAUAUCUGUUCGAAAUUGCGGAGGAGGAGGGAAGUUCUGGAACCAGGAACUUCCGAAAUGCGCUUGUUCGACAGUGUCAGCGUGGAGUUGGAGGACGGAGAAACGAGUGUGAAAACAGGUGAGAAGCCCAGGAAAGGAUUCGGAACUCAUCCUUUACAUCCAGACAAACUUUCCCCUUCGUCUGCUUGUGACACGGAAAAUAAUCUCUACGUGCUGGCUAUCGUCGUUCUCUUGGUUUCCGUGACGAUCUCACUCAUCUCCAAUCUCUAUCAGUUUAUUAAAGCACAUUCUAAACGAUGACAGCUUCUUCUUCUUAUUCUUCAAUUCUCUUUCUUUUUUCUGUACUGCGGGUUUCUAUGAACUCUUUUUUGUCAUUCCGCUCCUAUGAAAUUGUAUGCUUCUUCAAUAAAAUCAGCCGAUUUUGUGGAUCAGUUUCUUUCAAGCCUCCCCAAUCUACCAUUGAGAUUCUUUUGGGAUUCUUGGAAUUAUUCUAUUAAGUUCCUCUCGUCCAUUUUUUGCCCUUUCAAACCAGAAAAAACGUUGCCGAAAAAGAGAGAAAGUGGGAUACGAAUCACGUCAUAACGGAAUGUCCUUUUUCGAACAGACACACACUUUCUAUUUGCUUACCAAAUCACCAGAUUCAAAUGUGUUCGCGCCACGCUCGUGAUCAAGGGCGACAGUUUUUAAAUCACUUUUUUCUGAGUUUCUACUCUACCCGGAUAAUAAUUCAAUUUAUAGGUACUAAGAAUAUCUCUAUCAACGAAAAUAUAGGUCCCAGUGCUUUGUGUAGACAUUCUGAUUUUUUUUCUGUGUUUUUAUUCGAUAGAGACUGGAGAUACCUACCUAUAAGCUUCUUUGCCCAAGUCAAUAACAUUUUUUGAAACACUGGAUCACAAGUACGGUUUUGGCCACCCGGAAUCUUUGCAGUCCCCGCCCCCUGCAAGCCCUUUUCAAUAGGUCAGCCGAUGUUUGUGAACCGAUCAGUCGACAUCGUUAUCAGUCUCUUCCAGUGCUCGCCCCUUCCCGCAGUGCCAGGCCGUUGAUUGACCCUCUCGCAGUCUCUUUUCACCACUCUCUCCCGACGUGUGACGGUCACUUCCCUUGCCUCAGAUGGCACCUCUUCUCGCCUGAAAUCUCAAAUUUUUCUCCUCUUUCUCCCUCGUUUUCUCACUCACUCUCAAACAAAGAACAUUUCGGUAACAGCCGGCGGUCCUCUGCUUCGUCGAAGGUUCUGGUCGCACGCGCGCGAAAAACUAAUGGUUUUUUCGAUGUAUGCCAGACGGAGGCAAAGAAAGAAGUCGCAGAAAAAGAAGAUGACGGAGGAGAAAGAGGAGGAGGAAAACGGAGUUUGAUGGGCGCCAGAUUCGCGCGCGCGCCGGAGACUCAUCGGGAGGGUGUCCUUCGAAAGAACGGACGGAAGAGGGCGCCUUUGAUAUCUCCUCACUCAACUCGAUCUUUCUCUCCGAAAAAAACAACGUAUUCAGAAACAUUCAUCCACAUUCAAUCACUCCUUUCCCUCUCCCUCCCUCCCUCUCUCUCUCUCACUUCUUUCUAAUGGUUAGACAACUUUGUUUGAUCACAGACUAUUCCCUCAAAGACCUUCUCCAUAACCAUAGGACCUUUCCUCACUACGCAAUAACCUUCCAAUGUUAUCUCCAAUUGUGCACGUAUUGCUCGGGGAAGCAAUAAGAUAACAGUAGUCUUUCUUCUUGUGCCUUAUCGAUCAUUAAUUAGUGAUUGGUCCUUGUCAACCCACCCAACAGUCAUAAGUUUGUCCAGUUACCAGUGUCUCACCGGACGGGUCCGUAUCAGACUGUUCGGCGGCCCGCCUGUCUCGCACACAAACGAAUCGGCCAAGUUGCGUUGUUGCGCAAUUUACGGCUCUCCAGGGAUCGGAUUACAGCCGACUGUUUGCCCCGGGACGUCUUCCCCUGCGCUCUGUUGGUCGCCUUCUCUUAUCGAUCAUUCAAUAACAGCGUGAAGCAAUUCGAUGCAAACACGCCUUCAUUUAGCCAGCUUCUCAAGUUGAUUUACAUAGUGGCAUUCGUAUUCUGACAAACAGAAAGAGUCCCUCCACUGUUUAUCAUGCGCCUAAAGUUUAUCGGACUUUCCCCGUACGGUAGUUGCUCUCCCAUCUAGUCAUCGUCGACGACCUUUUCAUCCAUUAUUCAAGCCAACAAAAGAUUGCAUAAGGGUGCACUACGGGGACCCUUGAACGUGUUCAGAAAACGUCUGUCACUCUGUCCUUACACCCACCCCUGCAGGCUCAUAAUACCAUUCAUGGUCGGCUAAAGCAAGGUCAAGCAGCUGCGCGUGUCCCCUCCCGCUUGUGAGGUCUUCUCACCCCGGUGUGGUCGUUUCGGGUCUCCCUAGAUCCAUCAUCCCGCCCGUUGUGAUUCUCGCCUCCCAAAAGUAUAGCGGUCCCAUGCAAUUCGGCCAACUCUCGUCAUAACUUUCGACGCAAUCCACCCUAAAAGUGCAUGCCGCACAAAAGAACAACAAGUUAUGUUUAUCUAGUUCCAAGAGGCAUCAGAUAACUGUCAAUCUCUCCCUUUGAUCCCGCCGAUCCACUUCUCUCGUAACUGUUUGUACAAGAAUAAAAGCAAGAUCGUGUGACUGUCCCAGUCGAACGAAUCGGAAUAAUUAGGGGGGAUAAGCUAGCUUCUCACGCGAAUGGAGCCAUACAUUAUGUGACGUCACAAGCUGCCUAUUUAGUAAUCCGUCAGAUUUUAGGACUGACUUGACCAUUAGUGUGCUCAAGGGUUAGGGUAAAUGUUGGUCGACACAUUCAUCUUGUGUGCAGGCGGGGAGCCCACUAUUUGUUUAUGGGUCCGAAUUAGUGUGGGCCAUGUACACUGAACGAUAAGAAACGACUGGACAGGCGAACAGAACAUACUCAACACCUCCUAAUAAACCAAAUAUUCCUCCAACCCUCUUUCUCGUGUCUUUGUACUGCACUGAUUACGUUCUUUAUCAAAACUCGAGCUGUGCAGAGCCCAGUCUACAUAGUUUUCUAAUAAGUUUGAAGUUUCCCAUAGUGUGCCGUCAAAUACCUUUUGUGGAUAGUCAGUUGGUGUCAGACAAAGGGUAAACUGAUCCGUUACCCUUAAUUAGCGAAAAGUCAACCUGAAGGGCCAUGAAAACGUAUAAUUUGUUCAUGAAACUGUAAUUAGAUGAGGUGGUGACUGCUGGCUGACCGGUUGUCCAUCAACGAUGUGCGUGUGUCACGUAACACUGGUAAUUAGCUGCGACGUCGAAGGUCUCAGCGAGUGCGCAAUCGCCCCUAUUCUUCGUGUUCCGUCCGGUCACAGUCGGCUCUUUCCCGUUGCAUCCUCCGAUCCUCCUUUCCGUCGACGUCUGUUGCCCCACUGUCUCCGUCUCCUCCAUCUGCCACACUCUCUCCUCUUCUCAGGCCAUCCGUCCACCCGGUGUCGGGUUUUUUGGCCAGCGGUUGGCCCUCUCAAUGCCCCUUCUCCCUUUAUACCGAGUCGGAUGAAACGAGCGGUCUCAUUGAAAUAAGAAACCGAGUGGUAUGCACGGUCAACUCCUUCGGUCUGAACCCACUUUCCCCUUUCCGUUGUGUCAUCACUAGGAGUCCCACGAGUUACUGCCUCUCCUUGAUUGUUAUGCACAAGUGAAAACCGUUUUGAAUAAAAGUUUGCUCAUUCCAUUCCAUAUUCACUUUCCAUUCCGAUUCUACACUGUGAUACCUAGCCGAGUGUGCUAAGUGUAAGAAGGCGCUAAUCUUGCAUCACUAUCUCGCCAUCGCAUCUGGAGAGGCAGUAAAUCGAAGGUGUCGAUCUCGUCUCCGUCCUUUUACCCACUCGCUCCCUAGUCGGUCCUUCCUUUCUUCCAGUCUUUUACGUCUGCGCGUCUCUUUACGAGCUUCUGUCCGUCGGAGCAGGAUCUCGUCGAGCGGAAUAACGAGUAUCUUGCUGUCGGCGAAACGAGACAGGUGGUCGACGGACCGGCAGCAAAUUAGGCUACUGUCUUCAGAGGGAUCAGCUGCCACCUCCGUCUAAACAACCCGCCAUCUGCCUCGGAUUUCCGAAAUCUCCCAUGUUUAACUUAUUUCUAUUUCCCUACUUACAAUAUUUUUUUUCUUGUAGAGGGCGCCGCAAUAAUUGAAAAUUGAAAACAAAACAUUUUACGGUAGUCUAAUUACUUUCGGCAUUGCAAAAAAGACCUUCUCUGUCUUUUUCUCUUCACUUUUUCCGUGCUGAUUUUAAAGGAGCGCGCGCAAAAUUUUCGGUGUGGGUCCCGCCACGAACAGCUAUGGCCGUAAACUUGUUUCGCCGCAAAUCUCGUAAUCAUCCCUGUCUGUCGGUUGGCCCUUUUCAGUUUCGUAACGACAGCUGCAUUCCGCUUUCCUCUUUCCGUUCCGCAGCUUGAUCCAUCCGCGUAUGACGCAAUCAAACGGACACUACACUGUCAAUUAACUGUCCGGGAGCCCAUUGUCCGCCCGACGGACGAGCAGUCACUUGUUCCUCCGUUCUCGCUUCUUCUCGUUGAUUGAUUUACUCGCUCCCUUCUCAUUGUAAAUCUCACCUCCGAACAUUUAUUUCUUGCAGAAAACGGCAUCGAAUAGGACGACGAGUUGUGCAAAAGCACGUUUUUAGGGUUUCGCCGCUUGUCGGGCACGUUUAGGGAUGUUUUCUGCAGAUAGCGAGUAUUAUGAUGGUGAGUCUUAUUUCUUGCGAUAAGCUGUGAAACCCUGAUUGUUUUCAGACUUGUAUACACAGUAUAACAUGAACAUGAAGGCGACAACGUCAGCCAGCACGAAUCCACGUCUAUCACUGGACAGUGGUAUCGGGCUGACGAAUGACUCAUUCUACUCGACUGAUCUGAAUGAGUCUCAGGUAUGCUUGUGAUUUUGUUUCACACAGUCCAAAGUACAUUUUCAGUUGAUGGACUUAUCGGCGUCUACCGCUUCGGACACAACGUAUGUCUUCAAAUCGGGUCCUUUGGAAUUCUCUCCGCCUACAAAGUGGGCGAGAGUUCGAACGCCUCCGAAUCGGAAAAAGUCCACGGCUGCUGGAAAUCGAGAAGAGACGAACUCAGAUAUUAACCUGUUCACUCCUCCAUCACGAAAACGAGUCAGAUCAUUCAUGUCUCCUACGGGCUCAUUGAGAACGCCCGACUCCUUACGGAAAUCCAUUCGGAUCUCAAGUCCUUCACCUUUCAAAGUGACAAUCAGUAAAACGCCUCUCAAGUUGUCCAACAACGAAAAUGUCACCGGUAAGUUGGUCAAAAGUUUCUUCACGAUUUUACUAUUCGAGUUUCAGGUUUCCAUAUUGGAAAAACAGGGACUUACUACAACAAAACUGUGUCUGGAAGUGCCUCGAAACGGUGCUUGUUGCAUGCGCGACCCGAUGGAUUCACUGAUUUGAAAUCACCAAACUCUGACGUGAGUGGCUUCAGAUGAAUUCAAUGAUCGUCGUGUUCUUCUAGGUACUCGACCUUCCUCUGGAAGCGGAUUUCGACGAUUUCGGCCUUUUGUUUCCAAUCAUAACCCCGGAGAAAAGCAACAAGGUUUUCGAAUCAACCGAUGAUGCGAUGGAUUACCAUCAAUAUGCUGGCAUGAUUGAGAAUGGAACCUACAAUAGCUGUCCUGCUUCGGCUCCGGUCUUAUCAGUUCCUCUUGCAUCUUCAAGAGAAGAACCUGUUUCAAAAAGCACUCCGCUUGCUCGAACAGCAUCCCGCAAUCUUCUGAAGACCAACAAAGAGUCAUUUGCAAUCGUGACUCAUCAUCCUCUCCCAAAUGUCCAAAAAGAGGCGGAACACAUGAAUCUGUUGAGAGCAGAAGCCGCUAAAUCGAAAACUGAACUAGUACAGAAUAAAUUACCGUCACAAUUGAAGAAGCAGUCGGUAAAAGACGAGAUGGUUCGGGAAGCGAAGGAGAAAGAGAUGCAAAGAUGGAAGAAGACCCCGUUCGAAACACCAAAAAAAGAACUUCCAUUGGUAAGCAAACAGGAUUUCAGAAGAUCAAAAGUACGAGAGUCACGUAUUCUUUCGAAAAUGUAGUUUCAAGCUUUUAAUCUCCAGUCUCCAACAUUUUCAAAAUUAGAAAGUUGUGUGAUUUGUAGUCAGAAACUCGGCUCGAGUGUCGAUGCAAUUACUCUAUUUACCUGGCUCUCGGCUUCUGACACUGUUUUACCAUGUUGAUCAACACAAGUGAAAAGUGGGAAAUGAACCGAUUGUUUGCAGUACUCGGGUCGCUGGCUCGUCAUCUCCACCGGCCGCACUCUCGCCCAACAGGAGCUGCUCUCCGACGCCAGGAACUUUUUCCGUACUCACCGCCCGUCGCCGUCACUUUCUGCUCUUCCGAAGGCUCCUGUCGCACGACGCAUCCCAACAAUUGCCCGCGUUACCCUGUUCAAGCACCACUACCGGUCCUUUCGUGUCUGAGAUUUCAGAUAGACACCUAGUCUAACUACGAUGUGGUUGUUCAUAGUACGCUUAUUGCCUUUCUAUAUAUUUGCACCUCCUCGCCAGUAUUAUCACACUGCUAUUAUGGCCCCGACGUGGCCAGACGUACUCGGGUCCCUUGCGAGAUCCUCUCGAAUAUUGUCCAUCUUCCCCCCGUGAUUUGAUGAUUAUCCAUCCUGUUCAUCCAUUCCGACCACUGUAUCUAUUCUGAUAUUUUUUUGCACCUUGAUAAUAAAAUCUGACAUUCCUUCCCGUUCCUCAAACCCGCUGUGUUGCUUUUUCUGCCAAGUAUCUUGUCCUCCCUACGCUCUUUGUCCCCUGAAAAAAAUCCGUCGCUGUGUUUCUCACCGACUUCAAUAAGCGCUUUGGCAUACAAGUCUGAUACCGUUCUUCAAAAAGUUUCGGCAAAUAGCAACUUUUGGUCUCCGAGCACCGCCAUUCCUCCCGCCCAUUUUGUGCUCGGUCGAGCAGACGUGCAGGUGCUCCGCGGCGCCAUCCAACCACCAAAUCUGAUGCCUUCCGCAUUUCUAGUGCCCCGUGCGAUGGCUUUCGUCGGACUCGUUUGGGUGAGUUGCACGUGACCGAAUACGGUCGUAAAAUUCGGAAAACCGUCUCUUCUGGCGUCGCACUCUCUCGUCGAUUGGGUGGGAAACAGGGCCGUUCGAAUGACAAAACGGCUCGACCUCUCCAACUUGCCAGCCGACAAACGCACAAAGUCAACGCGCUCCGAUUGAAACUUCGACCGUACGCUCUGCUGUCGUUCAGUUAAUCCCAUUAAAACGGUUUCCUUCAAAAAACCUCCGUUUGCUAAUUAAUUAAUUCCCAUCAAUUUCGUCGGCUACGGUGGAUGCUGUGCCGACCAAUAAACCACUCGAAUUGUGUCCCGAAGGUCGCCUUUUCUGCGUCAAGUCUCUGAAAUCUGUCGUUUUCGUGCUUCCUCUCCCUCCUUUUUCUCCAUUUUUUCUUCUGCUCUCCGACGCCUUCUCUCUCUCUCUCUGCCAUUUUUGUUUUGUCGCCCUAGAAAUGCGCAUAAACACGCGCACGUCCGUCUAUCUUCUCGGAUUCUCCGUUCUCUCGUCAGGUGCGUGUAAUUUGAGAGAUUUCGUCGUUUCCGCUGAAGCCGAUUGGUGGCUCCAGCACAAAGAUUUCAGUUUUUUACUUGAAAAACCAAGACCGCUUUGGAUUUCGCACAAACUAGAUACAAAUAUCUAUUGGCAGUUUGGCACUUCAUAACUCAUACCGUAACCGUGAUUUUUUAUAGUCUCGCUGUAUUCUUCAUAUCAGCAGCUAAAAACGUAACUGCACUCGGAAUAAUAUAAUGCUGUUCACAGAAGUAGUGGCUUUGCUAUUUACGUAAGACUCCAAAACGUUGUACCCGUUUUGAUUCAUUCUCAUCUGGCCUAACCAGUUAUUUUAUGGUCCCGUUAGCUUUUGCUUUAGUUCAAACAUCAAUGUGCAGUCCAACUCUUUCUAUUCAGUUUAAAACGAACGAACGAACGGUUUUGCACUUUUCCACCAGCUGAACAACUUUCAAACGUGUUUGCGCAUUCGAAGCAGUCUUCUCUUCUCUCUCCUGACCUCCAUUUCUCUUUUGCAUCUCAUCAUGAACGAACAUCCAUUGUGCUCAAAAGUGCACCGAACGAUUAUUGGUGCUGCUGAAGAAGACAUUCAUUGGACGAGCGGCUCCUCUCAUAAAUUACAAACGUUGUGGUGAUAAGCGACCUCGGCGCCCCGACCGCCAUCAAUCAGCAUUCGCAACGCAAGUGUUAUUCUUGCGAGUCCAUUAGUGUCCUCGUGGCUCUCUGAUAACGCUCUGAUUGAUAGCGAAGCAACCGAUUAGCGAUGAGGCACGAAGCACGUACGGAAGGUGCUUCCAGUCGUUUCUAGACUUUAAAAGCGAUAUUUCCAAAUGUCCUCAACCUUUCUUUCAGUUCUAAUUUUCACUUUAUCGCAUAGGAAUGAGUCACGAAGCGUAUUACUCACAACACUUGUUUUUGGCAAAUCUAAUUUUCUCGCAGAUCCAUUGAGAAUUCAAUAUUCAAAGCAUUUCCCACGAAUUUUUACUGCCUUUGCAAACAAAUUUCUAGAGAUCAUUCCAAUCACAAAAAAUUAAUCCGCGUGAUAGCGAAGCUUGUGGGUGUGGGAGACCCGUCUCCUUCCGUGUCCGGCAGAUACUUUGAUCUUUUCUGUGCAGACAGGAAUGAAUUCACAUGUUCUGUUCGGUGUGCCAUUUGCAAUAUGAUCAUUCAGUCCGAUCAUCCAACCACGAAAUCAGUUCUUCCCGAACGCAAUCUUAAUAGGAUUAGGCCUCGCUUCAAAAGUUGUCCAUUUGUGCCUUGUUGCAACUUAUCGGAGAAGAGUUGCAGAGCGCGACGCACUCUGCGUGCCGCUUUGCCUGGAAUUAGGGAACAUUGUCUGCCAUCGUGUCGAAUGGAAUUUCCUCGUUUCCCUCUCAGCAAACACCUGCCCUUUGACGAGUUGUUCUCACGCAAACAAUUACUUUCCUUCCUUCCAGAUGGUGCACUCCGACAACUCGACCGAUUCGGCGGCCAUGAACAACAACACCAUCCUCACCAACCAGACACAAUCCCUUUCUCAACAGUUGAGCCAGUUGACCGGAAACACACUUCCGCAGGUCGAAGACGUUAUGGACGCGUGGCUUGGAGUGAGCACGCUGCUCUGUUCCUUCUCAAACACCAUUCAAUCUUUUCAGAAGCGUCAGUGGGACCUCACCAGUUCCGUCAAGUUCGAUCAGGAAGUGCUCACGCCCCUUCGCAAUCUCCGUGUCGCCCUUCUUGUCGUCGACUUCCAAAACGAUUUCGUCGACGGAUCGCUCAAAAUCGGAGAUGGAGAUGCCGGGCAAGACCCAAACAAAGCGAUCAGUCCUCUCAAUGAUCUACUCCAGAAGGACGGAUGGGAUCUGGUUGUGUACACGAAGGACUGGCAUCCGCACAAUCAUAUCUCCUUCCUCAGCCAGGCACACAAUUCGGACCGAGAAAUGGACAAAGCGGAUCAGAAUCGGACGCUGAACUACUUCGAUUCUGUUCAAUUCUUGAAGCCGAUCAAGACCGAGCAGAUCCUUUAUCCGGACCAUUGCAUCCAGGGCAGCUGGGGUUCGGAUAUCCAUCCGGAAGUGAGAAUCGUUGAGAAGUCACAAUAUAUCAUGAAGGGAGUCGACCCAUAUCUCGAUUCGUACAGCGCUUUCUUCGAUAAUAACGGACGCUCAAAGUAGGAAAUGAAGCAUCUUUCAGUGAUUGCAAGUUUUGUUCUAGAACCGAAUUGGAAGAUGUACUUCACCGGGAGAACAUUGAUGCCGUCGUUAUUGCUGGUCUCGCGUACGACAUCUGUGUUCGAUUCACUUGCCUCGACGCUGUCAAGCAGAAAUUCUUAGCCGCCGUAGUUCCGGAAUGCAGUGCCGGACUAACGAAGAAGGGUAUCGCCGAGUCAGAAGAGGCAUUCAAAAAGAACGGCGUGGCGAUCAUUUCGAAGGACGACGCACAGAGCAUUUCGGAAGGGGGAUAUCUGCCGCAGGAAUGGGUCCGAAAUGUGGCUCUCGGAAAGCGUUUUGUCUAA
This is a messenger RNA of Caenorhabditis sp. 36 PRJEB53466, 12099 nucleotides long. The record is from the annotation of a GenBank genome assembly. Lineage: Eukaryota; Metazoa; Nematoda; Chromadorea; Rhabditida; Rhabditidae.